CAUUACAGCGUCACACAGCUGAUAUAGCAAAAACAAAAAGCUGAAAAGAAAAACAAUAACAAUAAAGGAGAAAGUUAUAUUAAUUUCGAGCAAACAAAAACUAAGACGGAGAACCGGUUGUUACACCACAGACUCAUUCACAGCGGAACGCCAGCUGAUAAAUAUUGUAGAGACACCCUGUGCGGGCGUCAACUCGUAAAUCCAAUGGAAGUGACCCUCAAGAAGGCUCGCCUGGUAAAUGAUAAAAAUGAAGGCAGUUCGGAGGCGGAGAACAGCGAUCUUGAUCCUUUCGGAUGGUGGGCCUUGCCAGAGCCGGCGCUCCUCAUGGUUUUCGAGCAGCUGAGCGUGCCCGAGCUCCUCCAGGCCAGCCUCUGCUGCCGGCGGUGGAACAGCAUUGCCAACGACGACCUUCUGUGGCGUCAGAAGUUCCAGGAGCACUUCAGAGCCUCGCCCAGUGUUCCCCUGAAGCCGGGCGCUGAGAGCUGGCGGUCAGAGUAUCGUCGUCUGUCCACGCACAUACCCUUCGUCCAGGCUCAGCGACUGGAAUCGACGGCGGAAAACCACCACGGCCACACGCACCAGGUGCUGCAUGUGAGCUUUGCCCACAACGGCGAAAUGUUUGCCACCUGCUCCAAGGACGGCUAUGUGAUAAUCUGGAAUUCUCAGCAUCCGUGCACGGAGAAGUAUGCGCACAACAUGAAGCAGUUCAGCUGGAAGUACUCGCAAUACUCACAGUUCAACCAGAGCGACACCUUGCUGCUGGUCUCAGGUGUCCACUUUGGAUCGCCACAGUCGACUUCCGGGGAGAUUGCCGUCUUCUAUCUGGGAGCCACCGAGUCGCAUCUGCGCUGCAGGGUUGUUAACCGCCCGUAUGACAUUUUCGGCACCUGGUUCAGCGACCAAUAUCUGAUCUCGGGAGACCUGCACUGGCUGGCGCACUUGGUUAGUACGUCGGUUCUGUGGCUCAACAAGGCCAAUCAGGAGAUCGACUCGGAGCACGUGCCGAUCAUGAGUCAACUGUACAAAUUCUACAAUCGAAAUGCCAGCUCGGUGCGGGCCAUUAUGGUGGCCAGAUGUCCGUGGCUAGAUGAAAGCAACGAUCCGUUGUUAGUCAGGUGUGCCGCCUCCGAAGGCGACGACGAAACUCGCAGGGCGACGAUGCAUUCACCGCCCAGAAUUGAUCCGGAGUCUAGCGGGAAUCCUGUGUCCCAUGCCGCUAGCCUGCGACGAACCAGAAGCGCCACUCCGGAGGAAAACUACUUGCCAGACAUUAGCGAACGACGUUCAAGGACGCGUCCCGGUGAUGCCACCAUUCACUAUCUAGAGGAAUACAGAAAAGCCGUAGCCUCCGUCAAUGGUCCCACUGAAGAUGAGGAUGACGAGGAGGAGUACGAUUCUAUGGAUUUACACGAGGAAUACGACGAAAUGGAGAACUGCGUACCGAAAUAUCUCAUCUUUUCUACGGGCUCAAAGACCUUCACACCGCAUCAGAUCGGUUUCAAGCGCAUCGGUAAUGUGUAUUUCCCGAAAAAGCUUGAUCCCGGCCCCACGCUCAAGGAGAGAAUAGCUGCCAAGCGGGCUGCCGAACAACAGCAGCAGCAGACGCCACGCACCGAUCCGGACUGGUGGGACUACGAGUCAGUCAAAGAUCGCUUCGAUCAGGUGGACAAGGUGAUUGAUCUGCACGGUCACAUCAUCGGCAUGGCACUCAGCCCAGACCAUCGCUACUUGUACGUAAACACGCGUCCCUGGCCCAAAAACUAUGUCAUCACGAAUCCCCUCGAACCGCCGCCAAUCGCUCAAGAGAUCGACAUCCAUGUCAUCGAUUUGAUGACUCUCAAAAGAGUUGGAAACAUGCUGCGUGCCCACAAGGCCUACACGCCCAGCACCGAAUGCUUUUUCAUCUUCCUCGAUGUCUGCGAGGAGUAUGUGGCCAGUGGUGCCGAGGAUCAGCAUGCUUACCUGUGGGAUCGAUACUAUGGCAUUAGUUUGGCCAAGUUCAAACACUCUGAUGUGGUUAACAGCGUGGCCUUCAAUCCGCGCGACUCUGAGAUGCUGGUGACCACCAGCGAUGACUACACAAUCAAGGUCUGGCGAUCACGGUCCAAGGCUAGGGAGUACAACAUCCCUAUCAAUGUCAGCGAGUCCUUCGAGCUUAAACCCAAGAUCUGAGGAUGAAUAUUGUCGAAAUCAAAAGAUCUGUGCCUGCCGUAUCCGAUUGCUUUAUUGUGUUCCGAUUUCACUGCUCGCCGCUAGUUCGUUUCGUGUUGUUAAAGAUUUUUAUUAAAUGGUGUUUGCCUUACGGA
This is a messenger RNA of Drosophila kikkawai, 2306 nucleotides long. RefSeq names its product F-box and WD repeat domain containing 5 (gene Fbw5). Gene Ontology annotation, cellular component: SCF ubiquitin ligase complex; Cul4-RING E3 ubiquitin ligase complex. Gene Ontology annotation, biological process: protein ubiquitination. Gene Ontology annotation, molecular function: protein binding. The record is from RefSeq and is a predicted model, not a curated record. Lineage: Eukaryota; Metazoa; Arthropoda; Insecta; Diptera; Drosophilidae.